UCUGCAGAGCCGCGGCCUCGGGCUGCCACAGCGUCGGGCCCAGCCCCUUCGCCCCCGGCCCGCCGGCAGCAUGGCUGAGGAAAAGUCUGGCAAACCAUAUCUAGAAGAAAGUGCAUUUGAAGCACUGGAAAAAGACUUCCAAGAAGUCAUCAAUCUACUUAAGGGAGAUAAAACUCUGGAAAAAUUCCGAAUAGAAUAUGAGAAGCUCCAUGCUGUUAUGAAGAAGUCUCAUGAAAAUGAAAAUCGUCUGAUGGAGAAAUGCAGGGAUCUGAAUGCUGAACUUGUGGUGAAUUCAUCUAAAGUAGCUGCACUCACAAAGCUCACUAAAGAUGAUCGGGGAACUAUAUCAUCAAUGAAGAUGGAGAUUGAAAAGGCCUGGAAAAUGGUGGAUACAGCCUAUGAAAAGGAACAGAAAGCAAAGGAAACAAUUAAUUCACUUCAAGAGGAAAUUACGCGCCUAACUAAUUUAGUGGAUCAAGGAUCUGGACUGUCGCUGGGACAGGAGUACAAUAUCCAGGAUUUGCUAAAACUUAAAGAAGAGGUAACAAAGGAGCGAGACCAACUGUUGUCAGAGGUCGUGAAGUUACGUCAAAGUCUAACUCAAGCCACAGAGCAGCAGCAGGGUGCAGAGAGGGCAAAAAAUGAGGCAGAUCAAUCCAUUAUGCAGCUUCAGCAAGAAAUCCAGCUGCAUCAGAAUGAGGCAUCGCGUGAGGCUCGAAAGAAGGAAAAAAUGGAGAAGGACCUGAAAAAUCUUCUAGCUGAAAUGGAUAACAAGCAAGCUGAGAUCAAGAAUUUACAGCAACAUAUACAGAAGAACAAAGAGGAACAACUGAAAAUGGAACAGCAUCUAAAAGAGCAGAAGAUCUUGAAUGAAAAAGCUGGUAAGGAACUUGAGCAAUUGCAGAUGAGAAAUAAUAAGCUCAUGCAAGAGAGUGAGCAGCACAGUGUGAUGUUUGAAGAGGUGAUGCAGGACAUCCAGCAGAAGACAACAGAACUGAAAACCAGAGAUGAUGAAGUCACUCAGAUGCGCCUUGAAAUUUCAAAGCUGAAUAAAGUAAGAGAUGUUCUCCAGAAUAAGCUGCGUGUUGCAGAGGAACAAAAAGUUGAUGCAGGACAUGAGAAAAACACCCUAAAAAAUCAAAUAUCUGGACUGGAGAGAGAUUUGGAGGCUGCCAAAAAGCAGGCGGAGAUUGACAAGAAAGCUGUAGAUGAGCUUAUGAGGGAAAGGGAUAUGCUAAGCAAGAACUUGGUCAAGGCCACCAGUGCCACCCAGAAGCAGAUCAAUCUGGUGAAGCUCCAUGAACAGUCAAAGAAGAACUUGGAAGAAGAAAUCCAAAAUUAUAAGAAUGAAGCUCAGAAACAAAGGAAGAUUAUUUACCAACUGGAGAAGGAGAGAGAUUGUUUCAUCAAUGAAAGCAGUGAGCUCAAACAGAAGGUCCUCCAGCACCUGAAAGAUAUUGAAAUACGGGAAAUGCAGAUCUGUGACUAUGAGAAGAAAAUAGAAGAGUCUGGGAUUAAAUUAAAACAGCAACAAAACCGCUGUGAAGCUGUGAGAACAGAGAGGAACCUGUACAGUAAAAAUCUGAUUGAAGCUAAGGAUGAGAUAGCAGAAAUUAAGAAAAAACUGAAAACUCUGACACAUCAAGUGGAUCAGCUGAAAGAGGAGAUCACAGACAAAGAAGCAACCCUUGUGAAAGCACAUCUAGAACAUCAGCAAACAGAGAAGGAGAAGGAAUCAUUGAAAACUGAACUGCUUAAGAUGAAAAAACAGGCACUGGAAACCAAACACUUUAUAGAAAAUCAGGAGGCAAAAGAGAGAAAACUCCUAAAAAUCAUUGCUGAAGCUGAUGCUGAGAGGCUGAAGCAGAAGAAGGAAUUUGACCAGGUUACCAACGAGAGAGAUAUCCUAGGGUCCCAGCUUGUUCGGCGCAAUGAUGAAGUGUCUCUGCUCUAUGAAAAGAUAAAAAUCCAGCAGUCCAUCUUAAACAAGGGUGAAACCCAAUACCGACAGAGAAUGGAAGACAUCCGGCUUCUCAAGCUGGAGAUCAAAAAACUUAGGCGUGAGAAGGGAAUACUUGGCAAGAGUGUGGCUAAUGUGGAGGAGCUCAGACAGGAGGUUCAUCACAUGCGGAAGGAACUAUUAAGGGAACAGACUCGGUGCAAAGCUCUGGAAGAAGAACUGGAGAAUCCCUUGAAUGUUCACAGAUGGAGAAAAUUAGAGGCCAGUGACCCAAGUACCUAUGAGCUGAUUCAGAGAAUACAGAGACUACAGAAGCAGCUUAUCAGCAAGACAGGUGAAGUGAUAGAGAAAGAAUUGCUUCUUCAGGAAAAGGAGAAACUGUAUGUGGAAUUGAAGCACAUCUUGGCCCGGCAGCCUGGUCCUGAAGCUGCAGAACAGUUGCAGCUCUACCGGCACACUCUCCGAGAGAAGACUAAACAACUGAAAGUUUUGUCUUCAGAAUUGAAUAUGUAUGAAUCACAGAGCCAAGAAUACAAAUAUGAAAUUGAAAGACUUGCCAAUGAGCUUCUGAAUGUGAAAAAGAAAUAUCUGGCUCAGAAACGCAAGGAACAACAGGCCAAGGAGAAGGAGCAGUUCUUGACUGACAUGGAGCCUGGGUUUCCACGCCAUAAAUCUGAUGUUCCUCGCUUCACCGGAGGGGGCUUUGCUCUCAGCAGACCCCUUCCCAAAGUUACAGUUUAGGAAUGGACUCAUCUCAUCACAUUCCCAUUCCCAGUUUCUUGCUAAACUCUGUUUGUGCUGGACUGUUUGAGAAGCUAUAAUUUAAAAAGAAAUUUGGAAUCAA
This is a messenger RNA of Tyto alba (common barn owl), 2804 nucleotides long. It is a transcript of the gene CFAP58, whose product is annotated as cilia and flagella associated protein 58. The transcript is spliced from 18 exons. Lineage: Eukaryota; Metazoa; Chordata; Aves; Strigiformes; Tytonidae. The coding region runs from base 71 to 2701 and encodes 876 amino acids. Gene Ontology annotation, cellular component: cytoskeleton. The record is from RefSeq and is a predicted model, not a curated record.